GCGAUACCUAAUUCGCGUUCGACGUUGGUAUGUUUCAUUUGACGAAAUUUAACCAAGAAAAUUUUAAGGUCAGGAGGUUGUAUUAUUCAAAAUAUAUGAGCUUAUCUGUAUGAAUAGAUGAGUACUAGUAGAGAAGUUGUUUGGUGAAACGUCUUCAUAUAUUUUUAGAAACUGAAAGUUUGAUGGCAUUUGAGCUGGAUUCUGCAAUUCCUGAAGGAAACGAAUUAGAAGAGCAUUUAAAUUAUUUACUCUAUUCCCCAGAAAAACACGUACUAAAAAGAGAGCAUUCAAUAGAAGGCACCUUAGAAGGGGACUAUUUGGAACAAGAACCAUGGAUAAAGAAACUGAAAGCUGAGGAUGAAAAAGCACGGCCGUCUGAACAUGCUGAACCUCAAUUACAAGAAGUUUUGAAAGAACAGAAACAGAAGACAGCUCCAGAAACGCUCAAUUCUUUUUAUAAAGGAGCAACAAGCGAUGAGCCUUUGCUAUCGGAAAUAGCAUCAAAUCCCUGUAUGAGAAAGACCUUUGAAACGAAUCCGGAUAUUCAGAAAAUAGAAAAAGUUUUAGCUGACCUGUUAAAAGGAGAAGAUCAAGAGAUUUCUCUGCAGCAACUUGCAAUAAGACUUUCAUCUCCAAAGUAUGAAAAGUACCAUGGUCUUUUCCCUGAAGAAGUUUUGAAAGAGCCAGCAGAACUAUGUGACCGGCUAAAAGAGGUUAUAUUGAACUCUGUUCAAACUUCCAUGGAGUCAGGAAAGCAACCAUUUUUUCAAUUGCGGCAAGCCAUUAAUGGUAAUUUUGCUGUAAGUACAAUUCAUACAACUCCUUUGUAUUCUCAAAAUAUAUCAGAUUCCACAUCUGCUUUCCUUCAGGAAGCCUCUAUUCUGUCUAAUAGUGUACCUGCUCCCGAAUCUGUGUCUUUAGAAGGUCCUUUCCAAUGGUUCGAAAACAAUCAGAAAAUGAACUUGAAUGAUUCCAUCGAAGAAGAUGGUGGCGGCUUUAUUGAGAAUCCUUUUGGGAUGCUCGAAGAAGAAGAAUCGCAAUCUUUCAGAGAUCACGGUGUCAACAUUACCAAUUUUAAUCGUGAGUACGGCACAACUCCUCUUAACGUUGAAGGUGAAAGUUGGAGCCAAAAAUCUUUUGCUUCGUAUUCAGGUGAGAAUGAUUUACCUUCGGUAGAAGACCUUGGUACAUCUGAUUCGUUACCUCCACUUUUUGAUUCAUAGUGCUUUGAGCGUAGGUAAUCUGUUGUAAUGUCUUUUAACCUUUUUUAACGAUGAGAUUUUGAAUAUUUCAUAAUUAAUCUACCUUUAUUUUUAGAUUUAUUUAGUUCUAAAACAUUACAGUCCGUCCUUUCCACCUACUUCCCCUGUGCCAAAGAUACAUGAUCGCUUUCUAUCAUAGUAUAAGAAAAAUGAAUAAAUGUUUGCUUAAUCUAUUAUUCAUUUAACACUUACAAAUGUUGAACGUAAAAAUUAAUAUUAUUAAAUGACUCUGUUUUAAUAAAGCUA
Schizosaccharomyces cryophilus OY26 is the source of this 1508-nucleotide messenger RNA. RefSeq lists its product as uncharacterized. The record is from RefSeq and is a predicted model, not a curated record. The transcript has a single exon. The coding region runs from base 183 to 1223 and encodes 346 amino acids. Lineage: Eukaryota; Fungi; Ascomycota; Schizosaccharomycetes; Schizosaccharomycetales; Schizosaccharomycetaceae.